Molecule: messenger RNA, 781 nt
Organism: Eutrema salsugineum
Lineage: Eukaryota; Viridiplantae; Streptophyta; Magnoliopsida; Brassicales; Brassicaceae
Product: RING-H2 finger protein ATL70
Exons: 1
Coding region: 29-583 (184 amino acids)
Biological process (GO): protein ubiquitination
Molecular function (GO): transferase activity
Source: RefSeq, a predicted model, not a curated record
AAAACCAUCAAAUUAAACCGUAGCCGCCAUGAACACCUUCCAACCGCCGCCACCGCCGCCACCGCCACCACUGCCGGAAUACAACGGCCUCCUCGGCACGGACGACAUAGGAGGAUUCAGGUACGGUGUCGGAGUCUCCAUCGGAGUGCUCCUCCUCAUCACAACCAUCACCCUCACCUCCUACUACUGCACACGUAACCAGCUCUCUUCUUCUUCACCUUCACAGACCAAUCUUGAUUCCACACGUGUGCAUCACCAUCACCACCACGUCAUCAUCGACGUCGUCCCCGGUCUUGACGAGGACACUAUUCAGAGCUACCCGAAGAUCCUCUACUCGGAAGCCAAGGGAGACUCAACGGCGUCGUGUUGUCCCAUUUGCUUAGGAGACUACAAGAGGAAUCAUCUCCUGCGGCAACUACCAGAUUGUAACCACCUCUUUCACCUCAAAUGUAUCGACACGUGGCUUAGACUCAAUCCUACGUGUCCUGUCUGCCGGACUUCGCCGCUUCCUACUCCCCUCCCUACUCCCCUCGCCGAGGUUGUCCCCUUAGCCUCCUCCGUUGCCGCCACCAGGAUGUCCUAAUUAUUUGCUUAUCUAAUUAAGCGGAGAAUCCUGAAUCAAAGUCAAGACUAAUCUUUGUUGGGACAUUUCUCUUCUUGAAUUCUUCUUUAUUUCCUUGUAAAGUUUUCAUUUUUUGGUCACUGACUGAUCACUGUAUAUAUUCUUGAAGCCGAAGAUUUGUAAAAGAAAAGGAAAGAAAGGGUAGAUUUCACAAUUUUG